Theobroma umbraticum is the source of this 885-nucleotide messenger RNA. RefSeq names its product transmembrane emp24 domain-containing protein p24delta9-like. The record is from RefSeq and is a predicted model, not a curated record. Lineage: Eukaryota; Viridiplantae; Streptophyta; Magnoliopsida; Malvales; Malvaceae.
UAAUCUCUUCUUCUACAGUUCUUACCACGACUCCCCCCUCAAAGCCGAACCUUUUGCAGCAGCAAACAGAAAACCCCAAAGAAUCUCUCUCUCUGUCUCUGUUUCUGUCUCUGUCUAGCAGUUGAAGUUGAGUCAUUAACUAUGAUUCUUCGGUCGCUUCAAAUCGUGGUUUUGGUGCUGGGGAUUUUAUCCCCUGCGUCGCAAUCGUUACGGUUCGAGCUGCAAUCGGGACACACUAAGUGCAUCUCCGAAGACAUCAAGAGCAAUUCAAUGACGGUCGGGAAGUACCACGUUGUCAAUCCCAACGAGGGUCACCCUUUGCCCGAUUCUCACAAGCUCACCGUCAGGGUUACAUCGACGUAUGGGAAUAGUUUCCACUCGGCGGAGAAAGUGGAGACAGGGCAGUUUGGGUUUACGGCGGCGGAGGCGGGUGAUUACAUGGCUUGCUUUUGGACGCCGGAUCAUUCGCCUCAGAUUACGAUGACCGUUGAUUUUGAUUGGAGGACUGGAGUCCACGCUAAGGACUGGUCUAACGUUGCCAAGAAAGGCCAAGUCGAUGUCAUGGAACUGGAGCUGAAGAAGUUGUAUGAUACUGUUACUUCCAUUCAUGAGGAAAUGUUUUAUUUGCGGGAAAGAGAGGAAGAAAUGCAGGAGCUGAACCAAGCUACUACCUCCAAAAUGUUCUGGUUGUCCUUCCUCUCACUCUUUCUUUGUUUGUCAGUAGCAGGAAUGCAGUUUUGGCACUUGAAAACCUUCUUUGAGAAAAAGAAGCUCAUAUAAGUUUGUAAGACAACAAUUUUCAUUUCUCCUCUGUACUCUUGUAAAAUAUUUUGGCAAAAAUGUACUUUAAUAAAAAUAAUUUCUUAGAUUAAUUGGAAUUUUCAA